AUCGUUAGGAACCUUGCAUGUUUGUUGCACACCCAAGUUCUACUCUGUCAAUUGCUUUUAAAUUAGGAAAAUUGGUAUUGGAAUUUCAGUUUUCUUCCUGGAUUAAGAUGGAACUGACCCUAACCCUUCAAUCUUACCCUCAACAGGAGUUCCGUAGGAUGUCAUUCUCAGGUUACUUGCUGAAAGGAGAGCAGGACAAUUUCCACUACAUUUCUCGGAGUAGACUCCACCCACAGAGGAUCCAGGCUUAACACUGAGGGGGCGGGACAGGCCACCCAACCCAAAAAUCACUGUACUGAUGUGGACGACAGUGCCAGGGCUCCGUCCAAUCAUGGUGCACCAGGAAGCAGACCUGACCACGAAACAGAGGUGGAGAGGGUGAAGCUAGACAGUGAGGUGCAGGGAGAAGAGAAGAAGCCUGCUGUUGGGGAUGUUAGUGAUUCUGGUAGUGAUUCUGGUAGUGACCUUGCCCAGGACCCCUGCAACCCUCCAGCCAAAUCUACCCGGGAUGACUCAAAGGAGGGCCCCAGACCUCUGUUGAGCUCAGCCGGUGCAACCUCCACAGCCGUGGGGGAUGGACCUCGGGAGAGUUCUGUUGGUGUCUCCACCGGCCAACCCCGACUGAGCUCUGUGGGCAGAGCAGGAGAGGUGAUAGGACCUCAGCUGAGCUCUGUAGGCUCCUCCUUCACGGCCAUGGGGGAUCAAGGCCAACCCAGCACCCCUCACCUCAAGCCCAGCACCGACCGCUCCUCAGAAAACACCAAGACCCCAUCCGCAGUCAGCCUGGCCGAGUCGGUGCAGUCCACCACCCACAGUAGUGGCAAGCUGAGGCCCAGCAGAGUACAGAGUGUGGACUCCAGUCAAGGCAGCCUGCACUCUGACAUACUGGGUAAGAGAUGGACAUUAUAGUGAUCAUAUAGUGAGUAUGAUCGUGUUGCUCAUAACGAGGAUAAUGAUGAUCAUGGUGUUUAUCACAAUGAUGAUAACGACGGUGUUGACGAUCAUGAUGAUGAUGAUGCUGCUAUUGAAAGCUAAUAAAACAUUUUCAGCCGUAUAUUGAGUGUGAGAGCCCCACCAUUGAAGAACAGGAGUCCCAGUCCCCCCUGGUGCCUGACUUCUGGCUCAUCGUUAAGAUCCACCAGGACAAAGCAGAGGUGUACUCCCACUCCAGGAGUUUCAACGAAGGGAAGGAGGACGGAGUAGGGGAGGAGGAGGAGGUGCCAGAGUACUUACAGUUGCAUCAGAUGGUGGUGAGGAAGAUUGGGGAGAUCUUCCGUAUAGUCAAUCAGCGUCUGCUACUCCAGGACCUCAAUGACAGCCACGUGUGUAACUCUCUUCUGGUGGCAGAGAGUGAAGAGGAUAUCUGGAAGAACGAGUCCCUGUACAGACAGAGACUGGCCAACUCUGAUGAUUACAAUGUUGAGGAGAACUACCAGCCGCGGGACUACCUUGCUGCCACCAUGCAGUUCAUCCCAGGUCACUUUGCCUGUGAGGUGGUGUGGAGCACCGUCAUCCACAUCCACCCUCGCCUCAAAGUGGGACCCAACGUAGGUGUGUUCAGGGCUAUCCAGGCUCUGCGGUCAGUGCUCAACGCCUUGUGUGUGGUCAACAGGAAGAGCAUGUUUGUCUAUCAGGAGCGCACUACCAAAUCAGUCUUCUACCUCAGACUUUGUGAGACAUCUCAAACAGGGAAGUACUGUGACCUGGAUGGCAGCCUACAGCCCAUGUCUCGCCCGGAGCCAGGAGCCCCUCUUCUCUGAGGAGUUCACGGGCUCCCGGUCAUCUCUGGAAGGUGUCCGUCCAGUGGGACAGGUGGACAAACACAUCCUGUUGCUGGUGCAUGGAGUGGGAAGUGCUGGUAAGACAGGGAUUUGGAGAGCAAGGGGAAGAGAGGGGCUCAUGGGGAUCGGGGAGCAUUGGGACAGAAUUCUGCAGUGUAUGGAUUGUGAGCAGAGGUAGCAUAAUGAGAGAUGGGCUGAGCCUGCAGUUAAAAACCUCUGUGCACCUCUGUGUCACCUCUCAGUGCAUUCCCACUCUGAGAUAAAUGUGCCCACACUACUGUCCUCAUGGCUAACUUAAGAGUAACAGAUGAAAUCGCUGAUUCAUUGUGGGUGUCAAAUAGUGUGAACAUUCUGUACUCUGUGCUGCAGUACCUCUAACACCCUUCUAGAUGGCACUGUUGAUCUUGCUCCAUUUAACUCUGCCCAGGCUUCAUCUAUGAUGUCAGCUGUUUCUCUCCGAAAGUCUUUCUGAGCUUCAACAACAAGUGACUUAUUAAAAUAUUCCCAAGUUUUUUUUUCUUCUCCCCGACAACUGUUCAUACAGCUCAACUUCCUUUGUUUACAGAGGGUUUAAGUUUUCUUUAAGUGUGUGUAUGUGUUUCAAUACAAUGUUUGUUUUCAAUUCAAUGUUUGUUUCUAAGGCUCAAACACCUCACUGAGCAUUGAUUUGCAUAAAUAUAUCAGAGAGAGAGAGAGACACCACUAGGGUUGCACAUUUUGGGGAAUAUUCAGAGGUGUAAACUUUCCGUGGGACUAUAUGGGAAUUAAAGGAAAUAUAUGCAAAUUAAUAUUAAUACCAUUUAAAUGUAGAUGUUUUUUGCAUUGGAUAUAUAUUACCAUAUCAU
This is a messenger RNA of Oncorhynchus mykiss (rainbow trout), 2626 nucleotides long. The record is from RefSeq and is a predicted model, not a curated record. Lineage: Eukaryota; Metazoa; Chordata; Actinopteri; Salmoniformes; Salmonidae.